AUGCCAGCCACAGACAGGCUCCACAGCUCAUCGGCAUCGUCAGACCGACGCAAGCCUAAACGAAGCCAGGUCAGCCGGGCCUGCGAUCGCUGUCGUGUGCACCGCAUCAAGUGUGACGAUGAACAGCCUUGCCGCAACUGCAGAAGCCGGGGUGCCAGUGACCAGUGCCGCACGAGCAAUGCCGACGACAUCCGUUCCCUGCCUCAUGCCUAUAGGGAAAUUGAGCGUCUGAAGCGUCGCAUCCAGGAGCUGGAAAGGGAUGUUGAGCUGCGAGAGAGCACGGCUGAGACCGCCGUGUCAACAGCACGAGUGGAACACUCGGUCGAGUCUGCAGCCGUGUCAGCCCCAGUGAUACAAACCGAUCACGAUGAUAUGUCAGGGCAAGGUUCCGGUAACAGACACCCUCCCCUUGCCGGAUUCUUCACCACCAACGGCCAAAUGCCCGAAAAACAAUGGUUCGGACCAUCAUCCCUCUUCUAUUUCGUCGGCCGCAUCACCUCCCACCUGGCCGCCUUCCUCGACCACCCGCCCGCCGAACACACCAUCAACUUUGGCGCAGCCAACAAGGUAUUCGCAAACGACUCCGAGUCCAGCCUCGAUGCCGCAGCUCGUCCCACACAUGCAGGCCAGCCCCUGACUGGAUUAUGUGGGCAACAACCCGCCCCUGAUGUUGAAAGCUGCCAUGCUGCUCCAAGCCACUCCCUGACCGCCAUGGAAGAGGAAUACUUCCUCAACCUCUUCUGGCAGUCCUACCACUGCACCUUCCAGAUCAUCGACGAGGCCAAGUUCAGAGCGCACUACAAAUCCCUCUGGACCGGCCCGGGCCCCGCCGGCACGGGCACACGGAAGCACUCUGCGCUGGUCGAUAUCAUCCUUGCCCUGUGCAUGCUGUCAGAGUACCCCCCACCACCUCCAAACCACACCACCACCACCACCACCACCACCAACAACCCCUCCCCCCCUGAUCCCGGCCCAAGCAGCAACCCAGAAACAUCCCCCACCAAUACCAGUACCAAUACCAUGAUCGCCGUAGCCGUAGCCGGCCGCUUUCACUACCAGCGCUGCCAAACCCUUCUCCUCGCGCAACUCGAAACCCCGUCCCUGACCACCGUCCAAUGCCACAUCUUCUCCGCCAUCUACCUGUGCUGCGGGUCGUUUCAGAACAUGGCGCACAGCACGCUCGCCCUCGCAAUCCGCACGGCACACAUUUUGGGUCUACACCUCGAACCCUCCCCCACAGACGACCUGCCCCGCGCCGAACGGGAGCUGCGGAAAAGGAUCUGGUGGACGCUGUAUGCGCUUGAGAGUAGGACGUGUCUGAAGUUGGGCAGGCCGUGGGCGGGUACUUUGGAAGAGUGCAGUUGUCCACUGCCGGAUGAUGAUUACCAGCUAGCGAUGGACGCGUCUGGGUCGGCGGUUGUGGUUGGAGGGGGGGUGACGUGGUUGAGUUAUACCGUGUGGAAUACGCGGUUGGUGCUGGGGGUGAGGGAGGUUUAUGGGGGUUUUUAUAGGGAGUGCGGGCGGGGUGGUGAUGGUGGAGGUAAUAUCCAUGACGACCCGGUAGUCCGGGAGCGGUGUGCGGUGUACCUGCGAUCCCGCAUGGCGGAGACGCUCGACGUCUGGGCGGGUAACGUCCCCGAGGGAUUGCGAAACAAGCGGCAGCGAGACAACGACCACCCAUUCUCCACCGAUUCAUGCCUGCACCCGGAAGGGAUCACCCUGACCGUCGAACCAUUCGCCCCCCGCUGGCUGCAGCUGCAGCGCCUGGUCCUGGAGCUGCUCUACCACAACCUCUGUGUCAUCCUCUACCGGCCGCUCAUCUCCUUUUCCACUCCCACUCCCACCUCUACCCCCCCGCAAAGUCAAACCAAUCCCAACCCCCAUCAUGCCCCGGUGACACCCAUACCCACACCCACACCCAGGGCGAGGGAAUGUGCCCUCCUCUGCGCCCGGCACGCCAUCACCCUGACACAAAUCACCCACCAGAUCCUCCUCCCGCGCAACAACAGCAACAACAACAGCAACAACAACAGCAACAAUAACAAGAUGGAUGACCUCCUCGAGCGCUGGAACGAGGCCUUCCAGUGGCAAUGGAACUGUGCCAUCACACUCAUCGGCUUCGUCCUUGCCUACCCACAUGCACCACGGUCUUCAGGUUCAAGUUUUGAGCCGUCUGUGGCGGCAGCCGCACGGACUGCCAUUGGGCAGGCUGUUGAGUCGUUUGAGGUGUUUGGGAGGCAUUUUGCGGUGGCUACAAGGGCGGCGAGGGUUGUGAGGGAUUUGAUGGGGAAGGUGGAGGCGGUGGUUGAUCAUCUUCUUCAUGGUGAUGGUAGUGGUGGUGGUGUUGGUAGGAAGUAUGAAGAUGGGCUUGUUCAAGUUGCGGGUGCGAAUGCGAAUCAAGGUGGCAUGCAUGUCAUUGUCGAUGGUGCUGGGGGAGAAGGAGGGCUGGUAUGGCAGGCCGGAGCGUCUGAUGCAGUCCCGGUCUUGUUCGGCUCAGGCUCCAUGUCCGGCUUUGAGGGUGCGGGACUGCAGGAUUUGUUGAAUGGGACUAUGGAUGCCGCGUUCUCGGUCGAUUCGUUUAAUUCCUUCGAGUGGCUUCGCGGAGGUAGUCCGGGGUUUGGUGAUUCUUGGACGUAUACUCCUCGGUACUAG
Molecule: messenger RNA, 2652 nt
Organism: Canariomyces notabilis
Lineage: Eukaryota; Fungi; Ascomycota; Sordariomycetes; Sordariales; Chaetomiaceae
Exons: 2
Coding region: 1-2652 (883 amino acids)
Biological process (GO): positive regulation of transcription from RNA polymerase II promoter by galactose; DNA-templated transcription
Cellular component (GO): nucleus
Molecular function (GO): RNA polymerase II cis-regulatory region sequence-specific DNA binding; zinc ion binding; DNA-binding transcription factor activity, RNA polymerase II-specific
Source: RefSeq, a predicted model, not a curated record